GACGGAACCACUUCACUACGGAGGAGAUGGUUCAUUCCAUUGAUUGAGUGGGGGUUUGGCGAAGACGAAGCCCUAGCGAUGGAUCUGCGGUUCCGAUCGUACCAAGAAUUCUUCGCCGCCGUCCGAUCGGGGGACGCCGGCGAAGUGCGGCGCCUCGUCGAGGGGGCCGACGGCGAGGGGGACGGCGCCGGCGCCGCGCUGUUGGCGGCGCAGACGGAGGCGGGGGAGACGGCGCUGUACAUCGCGGCGGAGGGCGACAUGGCCGAGCUCGUGCGCUUCCUCCUCCCGAUCUACGACUACGCCGCCGCCACCGUCCGAUCCCGCCUCGACCUCGACGCCUUCCACGUGGCGGCCAAGCAAGGCCACUCCGGGAUUGUGAAGGAAUUUUUAAGCCGAUGGCCCGAACUGUGCAAGCUGUGCGAUUCGUCAAACACUAGCCCUCUUUACUCUGCUGCUGUUAAGGACCAUGUGGAUGUUGUUAACGCCAUAUUGGACGCUGACGAGAGCUCGAUAAGGAUCGUGAGGAAGAACGGCAAGACCGCACUUCACACAGCCGCGAGAAUCGGCUACCUUCGCAUAGUGAAAGCACUUAUAGAAAGGGAUCCUGGAAUCGUUUCGAUCAAGGACAAAAAGGGGCAAACCGCACUCCAUAUGGCCGUCAAGGGAAGGAAUACCGAUGCAGUGGAGGAGCUCUUGUUAGCUGAUAUCUCUAUCCUUAAUAUGUGCGACAAGAAGGGCAAUACGGCUUUGCACAUCGCGACCAGAAAAUGGCGCCCUCAGAUGGUGCAACUUCUUCUGAGCUACGAAUCUAUUAUAGUCAAUGCUAUCAACAAUCAAAAUGAGACAGCUAUGGACUUGGCUGAAAGAAUCCCUUACGGUGAAUCCCAAAUGGAGAUAAUGGAAAGAUUAUCUGAAGCUGGCGCCAAAAAUGCCAGAAACGUCGGCCAAAUCGACGAGACAUCAGAGCUGAGGAGAACAGUGAGUGACAUAAAGCACGAUGUCCAGAACCAGCUCAUUCAGAAUGCCAAAACAAACAAACGAGUCACGGGUAUCGCAAAAGAGCUGAAAAAGCUUCACCGAGAAGCCGUUCAGAAUACCAUUAAUUCUGUAACUAUGGUGGCUGUUCUAAUUGCCUCUAUUGCCUUUGUUGCCAUAUUUAACUUACCCGGACAAUACUAUCAAAGUGGCGAGGCCAAUAUAGCCGACGUCAUGGGCUUUCGCGCCUUCUACCUUCUAAAUGCCACUGGUCUCUUCAUUUCUCUUGCAGUGGUUGUGGUUCAGAUCACUUUGGUUGCAUGGGACACUGGUGCUCAGAAACAAGUCGUAUCGAUCAUGAAUAAGCUCAUGUGGUCGGCUUGUCUUAGCACCUGUGCAGCCUUUCUCUCAUUGGCUUUUGUGGUUGUGGGGAGCGAGUCGUGGAUGGCCGUUACAGUAACAUCAGUGGGAGGGCCCAUACUGGUCGUGACUUUGUUAAUUUUGGGGUAUUUCGUGCUUCGCCAGCGGUUCAAGUUCGGUGAGGAUAAACAGAGGCGAAUCAAACGGGCGAGCGGGAGCAAGUCGUUCUCAUGGUCUUUCCAUUCAGGCUAUUCGGACCCGGAUGCCUUAUCGGAUCACGAGAAGAAGAUAUAUGCACUGUAACUCUGUUUGUAAAUGUAUCAUUAGAAGAUCUAGGUAUGUAUGUUGUUAUCUUCCUAUGGUAUGAAGAAUAAAAAAGCUUAGGGACUCUGCAUGCUAUAGCUUGUUCUGUAUAGGCUAAGCUAAGUUUUUUUUUAAUCAGCAACCCUCAAAAACUUUCUGAUUCUGAGCAUUUCCUUCUUUUUAAGUAGAUUUGCCACGAAGAAUCAACAACAAUUCUAGCAUGCCUUACAGCAUGAACGAUGCUUCUGCUCGGAUUUACCAUUAGUUUUUACGGCAAAUCUGGUAGAAUAGAAGGAAAUGUUGAAUUGAGACAGAAAAAGUUGAGGAAAUGUUGAUUAAAAUUUAACUUCAAGGGUUCCUCUUAAAGGCCACCUUUGGUUGUGUG
This is a messenger RNA of Ananas comosus (pineapple), 2023 nucleotides long. Its product is annotated as ankyrin repeat-containing protein At2g01680. Gene Ontology annotation, cellular component: plasma membrane. The transcript is spliced from 3 exons. The record is from RefSeq and is a predicted model, not a curated record. Gene Ontology annotation, molecular function: protein phosphatase 1 binding; protein phosphatase regulator activity. NCBI's taxonomy places the organism in Eukaryota, Viridiplantae, Streptophyta, Magnoliopsida, Poales, Bromeliaceae. Bases 79 to 1638 code for a protein of 519 amino acids.